Molecule: messenger RNA, 909 nt
Organism: Naegleria gruberi
Lineage: Eukaryota; Heterolobosea; Eutetramitea; Acrasida; Naegleriidae
Exons: 1
Coding region: 1-909 (302 amino acids)
Source: RefSeq, a predicted model, not a curated record
AUGAGUAAAUUAAUUGUUGUCAUUGGAGCUACUGGAAAACAAGGAGGAAGUGUCAUUAAGCAUCUUCAAAAGCAAGGCAAUUGGAAAUUGAGAGGAAUUACCAGAGAUUCCAACUCAGCCAGAGCCAAAGAACUUGCCGAACAAGGUGUUGAAAUUGUUUCAUGCAAUAUGAGUAAUAAGGAAGCUCUUGCAGAGGCAUUCAAAGGUGCUUAUGGUGUUUUUGGUGUAACAACUCCAGGAAGAUUUGGUUCAGUUGAUCAUGAAAAGGAAUUGACCGAAGGAUUGAAUUUGGUUGAAGCAGCUGUUAAGAAUAAUGUUCAACAUUUUGUUUUCAGUUCAUUGGAUGAUGUCACUAAGGCAUCUGGUGGUAAAAUUUCAGUUCCUCAUUUCACUAACAAGAAUAAGGUUGAGCAAGAAGCAAGAAAGACCAACAUUCCAUUCAAGACUUUUGUUUACCCACCAUUUUUCGCUGACAAUCUUCCUGGAAUGAUGUUCAGAUUGAAUGAAGACAGAGCUAGUGCCAUGAUCUUUGCUGGUGUGAAUACUGACAGAAAACUUCCAGUAUUUGGAGUUGAUGAUUUGGGAAUUGUUGUUUCUGAAGUAUUCAAGCAUCCAGAAAAUUACAAUGGAAGAAAGCUCCUUACUGCUGGUGAUUAUGUAUCCCUUAAGGAAAUGGCUGAUAUUUGCACUACAGUAUUAAAUGUCCCAACUCAAUACGUUGCAAUGGAUGCCGAAACUGUUGGUCAAAGAAUGGGUUCUGAAGCAAAGAAUAUGUUCAUGUACUUUAAUGAAUGUGGCUAUUAUCAAGAUAAUGAGCAACAAGCUGUUAAAGAAGCAAGAGAAUUAUUCCCUGGUUUAUUGACCUUUGAACAAUAUGUUGAAAAGAAUAGUCAACUCUUUUUGAAGUAA